UCAUAUCAGGGCAAUCAAGUAAGCCCUUAAACUAAUCCCCAAAUCUCAGAAUUUCAACCGCCUAAACCCAGGAUGGAACAAUAUUCUCAUCUCUCUUAACUAGAGAGAUAUAGAUAUAGGAGAAAUUUGUUGCAUUUCUUGAAAAUCUCCUCACAUCCAUUAUGCAAUUGAAAACCAUAAACACCUUCGCUGUGACACUGAUGUUAACCGCUGCGGUGAUCAUCCUCUUCUCCACUGGAUUUCUCGAAUUCCCAGCUGCCGAUUCCGCAGUCCCAUCACCUAAAGAUUCGAUCUUCUACUCUCUUUCGAAAUCCGAUUCGCCGGAGCCCUUCAGAGAUUUGUUCGGAGCGUUCAAGAAAUGGGAUUCCGAGGUGGGCUGCGCCCAAUUUAGGGAAACACACCGAGAUUUACUGGUGAAUGGGUCAAAGAUGUCGUCCUUGCAGAAUGCGGAGGGGGGAAUCGAGUGUGGUGAGCUGCAGAUGAAGCAUGUCAGGGUUCUGGUCAAAGGGUGGACUUGGGUUCCUGACAAUAUGGAUAAUUUGUAUAGCUGUAGAUGCGGGUUGAGCUGUUUAUGGACCAAAUCUUCUCUUCUUGCUGAUAUGCCUGAUGCCCUUUUGUUUGAAACAACAACUCCCCCAAUUCUGAGACGGGAUGGGGAUCCACUUCGGGUGUAUAUGGAUCUUGAAGCCGGUAGGAAGAGGUCAGGCAAUGAGGAUAUAUUUAUUAGUUAUCAUGCUAGAGAUAACGUCCAGUCAACUUAUGCUGGGGCAGUUUUUCAUAACAAUCGAAAUUAUCAAUUAUCUUCUGAUAAGAACAAUGACACACUUGUCUAUUGGUCUUCGUCUCGCUGCUUACCUCAAAGGAAUCAGCUUGCCAAAAGGAUACUCAGCCUGUUACCCACCCACUCUUUUGGGAAGUGCCUGAACAACGUUGGAGGCCUCGACCAGGCACUCUCCUUCUACCCCGAGUGUGUGAAGGAUCCCAACGAGAAACCCAAAUGGUGGGAUCAUCUACAUUGUGCCAUGUCCCACUACAAGUUUGUCCUUGCAAUCGAGAACACCAUGACAGAGAGCUAUGUGACGGAGAAACUAUUCUAUGCUCUCGAUUCUGGGGCGGUUCCCAUAUACUUUGGUGCCCCAAACAUCUGGGACUUCAUACCUCCUCAUUCCAUAAUAGACGGGACACAGUUCAGUUCCAUCGAGCAGCUGGCUUCCUACGUAAAGUCCUUAGCUAAUGAUCCCGUUGCUUAUGCUGAGUAUCACUCGUGGAGGAGAUGUGGCGUUUUCGGUAACUACGGAAAGACUCGUGCAGCUAGCCUCGACACGCUGCCUUGCAGACUGUGUGAACAAGUGAGCAAGAUGAAUGGGAGAGAUGCAAAAGCUUUGUAGCAGCAGCUGUUCUAGUUGGAAUAUGUUGAUUUUUGUUGUCAUUUUGAUCUGCUAGAAUUUUUAGAGUAUAUAUAAUAUAUAUAUAUAUAUAUAUAUAACCAUUGGAAAUGAGAUGUAGAAAAACAUGAAGAUUGACAAAUCAAUUUAUACAGAAAUUUUGCUUAGAUUUUGAACUCUAUAGCAAGCUGAUUUGUUAUCUUUGCAGUGAGCUAUUCUUUAUUUCAGCAAUUUGAAUGUUGGUUUAGUUUGAU
Salvia splendens (bonfire salvia) is the source of this 1639-nucleotide messenger RNA. RefSeq names its product alpha-(1,4)-fucosyltransferase-like. The coding region runs from base 162 to 1388 and encodes 408 amino acids. Lineage: Eukaryota; Viridiplantae; Streptophyta; Magnoliopsida; Lamiales; Lamiaceae. The record is from RefSeq and is a predicted model, not a curated record. Gene Ontology annotation, cellular component: membrane. The transcript is spliced from 3 exons. Gene Ontology annotation, molecular function: alpha-(1->3)-fucosyltransferase activity.